CAAACCUCAGACCUCUCUGUCAGCUUGAAGAAUUAUAUUUUUGCCAGUCUUUGGAGCGGACAGGAAAUGACCCUUUCACAAACUGAUUUUUUAAAAACAAGUUUUUCUGCCUAGAGCUAUCCGGUCUUUCUCUUGCAGUAGAGGGCUCCCAGAGCAUUUCCCAGUGUGUUCUGCUGGUAGCUUGCCUGCACUGUAGCCUGAAGCCCAUGUGCACUGUAUGGAUGUUGAUGUUACAGUGUGUAGCUUGAUUCUCUGCAAGCAUCCAAGAUGUCCAGCACACCUCAUGACCCUUUCUAUUCCUCUCCUUUUGGACCAUUUUAUAGGAGACACACGCCAUACGUGGUACAGCCAGACUAUCGGAUAUAUGAGCUGAACAAACGAUUGCAGACUCGCACAGAGGACAGUGACAACCUGUGGUGGGACGCAUUUGCUACAGAGUUUUUUGAAGAUGAUGCAACGUUAACACUUUCAUUCUGUUUGGAAGAUGGACCAAAGAGAUACACUAUCGGAAGAACGCUUAUUCCUCGAUAUUUCAGUACAAUCUUUGAGGGGGGAGUAACAGACCUUUACUAUGUUCUUAAACACUCGAAGGAGUCUUACCACAAUUCAUCCAUCACACUAGACUGUGACCAAUGUAGUAUGGUCACCCAGCAUGGCAAACCCAUGUUUACAAAGGUUUGUACCGAAGGGAGGUUGAUUCUGGAGUUUACAUUUGAUGACCUGAUGAGAAUAAAGAUGUGGCACUUUACCAUCCGGCACUACAGGGAAUUAGUCCCACGCAGCAUUCUUGCCAUGCAUGCACAAGACCCUCAAGUGCUGGAACAAUUGUCCAAAAACAUCACUCGUAUGGGGCUGACUAACUUCACCCUUAACUACCUCAGGCUGUGUGUAAUACUGGAGCCAAUGCAAGAACUGAUGUCCAGACACAAAACAUACAAUAUCAGCCCAAGGGACUGCCUGAAAACAUGCUUAUUCCAGAAAUGGCAGCGAAUGGUGGCACCUCCAGGUCGAACCUCACAAUCAGCCGUUAUACCCUUUCUCCUACGUCACACCGCCUCAACCCCACAACCUCGCUCAGCGCGCCCAGCGCAUAACGCAGAACCAACCAGACAACAGACAAAUAAGCGGAGAAAGAGGAAGAACUCAGCGAGCAGCACCUCAAACAGCAGUGCAGGAAACAUCAACAGCAUGAACAGCAAGAAAAAGGGGCCUGCAGGGAAUUUCAGUCUCUCCAGUCAGGAUGUUAUGGUGGUGGGUGAACCUACACUGAUGGGCGGAGAGUUCGGGGAUGAGGAUGAGCGACUGAUCACUCGAUUAGAGAACACACAGUAUGAUGCAGCAAAUGGCAUUGAUGAUGAGGAAGAUUUCAAUAACUCUCCUGCACUGGGAAGUAACAGUCCCUGGAACAGCAAAGCGCAAUCUAGUCAGGAGAGUAAAUCAGAAAAUCCCACACCACAGGCCUCUCAAUAAAAAGGAACAUAUCAGUUUUUAUUAAAAAAUUUUGUGCUUUCCCCUUCUUCUUUAUCCAGGCUGAAACCCAAAAUUUCUUGUUUAAAAAUGUCUGCAUUCAGCAGUAUUGAAAUAUUAAAUCCCCUAAUUUGAUUUAGUGAGUUCAUAUUCAAAGCUUAAAAAAAACUCGAGCUGGUAUUAUAAGCCAUGCAACCCAUUAUAUUUUGUGGGCAUUUUAGUAUGGCAGGUUUGUGGUUUCUUUGAAUUUGUUCCUGAGUUUGAACUGUUACUAUCAUGGGACUCUGAUAGUGAUGAUCAUUUAUAUUCAGGUUUUGCAGGAACCCAUGCUGGUCAAAUUUUUGCUUGUGUAUUUAUGUAAGCUUUUUAUAAGGGGACUAAAAGAUGGUUUAGUGCAGACACAAUUUUGUUCACAUAAAUGUUCAGCACAAAAUGUGAAACUUAGAAAUGAGUCUUUGUGUCAUUAUACGGAUGUAUUUUAUGUAUGCUUUGCCAUUAAUUGUGCCAAUAAACAAUGGUAACAUUAAUGCAUUUGUCUGACAGUGGUUAAUCACUGUUGUCAAAUUUUUCAUUAAAUCCAGUACAGUAUUUUUGCAGAAUUGUUAUGUAAUUGGUUAAUGACACUUCUGUUUCUUUCUCUUGUAAUUUGUUUAAAUUACUAAUGUGCUUUGUAGAAAUGCAAGAUUUAUAGUGAUGAUCUGAACAUUCUGUGUUUGAAUUCUUGGAAUCUAACCCUUCAAGCCAAAGCCAAAAGAAAAU
This is a messenger RNA of Pristis pectinata (smalltooth sawfish), 2226 nucleotides long. RefSeq names its product LIM domain-binding protein 2. Gene Ontology annotation, biological process: positive regulation of transcription by RNA polymerase II; nervous system development; negative regulation of transcription by RNA polymerase II. The transcript is spliced from 9 exons. Gene Ontology annotation, molecular function: LIM domain binding. Bases 268 to 1470 code for a protein of 400 amino acids. Gene Ontology annotation, cellular component: transcription regulator complex; nucleus. Lineage: Eukaryota; Metazoa; Chordata; Chondrichthyes; Rhinopristiformes; Pristidae. The record is from RefSeq and is a predicted model, not a curated record.